UAAUUUUCGAUAUAUGUUUAGACAUCUCAAUAUUCAAAUAAAAUCACGAUUUAAUUCAUUGAUUAUUCUCCAAAACCGAAUCUUACAUCCGGUUAAUAAAAUCUUGUUUACUGUGUGGUGAGAAGUAACACGUGGAGUAGUUGUGUAUUUUAAUUUAUGAAAGGAAUAAGUGAUACUACUUUUUUUACUUUUUAAUAAUAUGGACAUGUUUGAAUUAACUAUUUGGAAAGGUGAUUGGGGUUUACCAUCAGUUGACACGGAAUGUUUACAGGUUUUGGUUUAUGCCAAAUUUAAUGGUAUACCUUUGAAAGUCAAUGCAGUUGGUAAUCCAUUCAACAGCAACUUACCCGUAUUAAAAUAUAAUAAUUAUACGUUUACUAAAGUCAAGGAUAUAAUAGAAAUUUUUAGAGAAAAUAAUUAUAAUACAGAACAAGACUUAAGUCGAAAAGAAUGUGCGAAGAUUAUGGCGUACGAUGUUAUGUUGAAAGAAAAAUUAUUCCCAGCAUUACAGUGGCUAGAUGAGAAAAACGUGAAUGAAUUAAUAAGACCUUGGUAUUGUAAAGCAAUGCCAUUUCCAUUUAAUUUUUAUUAUCCAGCAAAAUUCGAACGGCAAGCUCGUGUUAUAUUUGAAACUUUGUACCCUGUAGAAGAUGAUAUAUCUGUUAUAGAAAAUAAGAAAUGUUUGACACUGCUAUCUACAAGCCUCGGAGAAUCGCUAUAUUUUUUGAAUGAAAAACCUACUCUGUUGGAUGCUGUUGUAUAUUCUUAUUUAGCACCAUUGCUCAAAGCUCCUUUACCAAAUCCAGCAUUGCAAAAUCACCUAAAGGCUUGUACAAAUCUGGUAACGUUCGUAGCCCGCAUAUCGGAAAGAUACUUCUCAAAUGAAUGUCACGAAUAUAAAACGAAAGAAAAAAACGCUCAAAACGUAAAACAAUAUACACACAAUGAAUUUCCUAACAAGAGACGAACUCAAUUAGUCGCUGGAUUUUUUGCUACUUUGAUGAUGGCGGCUUAUGCACUCUCAAAUGGAAUAUUAGAGGGUGUAAAUUCAUCAAAAUUUUAGGAUAUAAAAGGAGCCACACUUUGGAACUCUUUUACGGAUAAUUCGUAAAAUUAAUACUGAACGUUACAUCGAUACUCUACGAAAUCAGGCUGACGUAGUUUUUGAAUUAUUCUGUGCUUCGUAGUGUAUCAAUCGUUGCAAGCUCCUUUUUUAAGCGUAACUCUUGAAUCAUAGUAUUCGAGUUUUCAAUAAUUCAUUUCACGUCACUUUCUAGAUAAAAUCGAGCAAGUGUCGCUCACUAGAUCUAAUUAGUUUGUAACUUAUAAUUAAAUUAUUACAAGCCACGUUGUAAUUUUUGAUUAUUCACAUUGGAAUAUAUUGUCGGUUGAUUUGUAUUAACGAUGCAUGAAUAUUACUAAAAUAUAUGAUAAUAGACUAAUAAUGCAAAUAUAAUUCUGUAAAAUCAUAUUUUGGAAUAAUACUUUCAAAGAAUAUAUUUUAAAUGAAGGACGAUCAUAUAUGUAUACAUUGGAAAAUAAAGAUAGAUAUAUCACAAUACACCCGAAUUUAAUCGAAUUUCAGUAUGUAAUAAUAUUGUUCAACAUUACCUCUUAUGCAAUUUUUAUUGAUACUUGUGAUGACGAAGCAACUUUUAAUUUGUAAGUUAAUCUUCGUUUCAUCUUUGCAGAAGAUAGAUGGGAAUGAACUUUAAUACACAAUUGAAGAUUCGUAGAACUUGCAGAAAAGGAUUCUAAAGAAUGAUCAUGUCAAGCAAAAUUAAUGCGGAAUAUUAAAGUAUAUUUUACAUAGAAUAAAAAUGUUAGUCCUUUACCGAAAUGUGAUCAUGAUACAAUAUUAAAACACUAAUUUAUAAUACGAUAGUUGUUUUUAUAUUCAUUUCUAUGUAUACAGAGUAUUUUACAAAAUAUUUAAAAAUUGUAUUUGUAGCUUUAUUUUCUAAUUAUUAAAAUUUAAAAAUUAUCUAAAAUAUUUUUAAAAUUUAAUAAAAUUCUGCCAACGAAUAUAUAUAUAUAUAUAU
Molecule: messenger RNA, 2042 nt
Organism: Heterotrigona itama
Lineage: Eukaryota; Metazoa; Arthropoda; Insecta; Hymenoptera; Apidae
Source: the annotation of a GenBank genome assembly